This is a messenger RNA of Miscanthus lutarioriparius, 1416 nucleotides long. The record is from the annotation of a GenBank genome assembly. NCBI's taxonomy places the organism in Eukaryota, Viridiplantae, Streptophyta, Magnoliopsida, Poales, Poaceae.
AUGGAAUCAAUAGGAUUUAACCUCGUACACCGCCUACAAAUCUUGAAAGACAACUUAGCCAUCCUGAAGAGCAAGUCUAAUCGUGUCUUAGCUGAGAUCUACAAGAAGCCACCAGACCCAGAUCCCACCGUAUCUAUUACCUCCCGUAAUGCCAUAGUUAAAAGAAAUCAUGAAGAGCAGGAGGAAAUUCCGGCCACGAUGCUGCAUGAGAAGAUGGAGCUACAGGUAUUUACAUAUAGUAAUUUGGAGAACGAAGAAGCCAGUUAUAGGACUCAGGAGAGAUCCUUAAAAGGAGCAGAGUGUGGUGAGCAUCCUCACCCAAUUGUAGCCCAGCAAACAAACCACCUCCACACCUUGCACUCAAGGUGUUCGACGUUUGGUCCAAUGACGACAAAUGGCAACCAAGGAUCUGUCGCCCUUGCUGCUGUGAAGAAGACCUCCAUCCUGGGAGAUGUUCAGGGAAGCCACGCUGACGGCUACCAGAGGCGAGCUGGGAAGGAAGUGGCGAAGUCAAGCAAACAUGAAGAAAACAGCGCUCUAGUCAUUGACAUGACUAGGGCACAUGAGGCCUUGCGCCCCCGCUUCCUGGCGGUUGGCCUGUUCCUCUCGGUGCUGCUGGUAAACUCAAGGCAGCUGAUCGAUCACAUGAAGAGAGUAUGGAAAAUAAAGGGAGACAUGGAAGCGAGUUCGAUCGAGUCGGAGGCGGGCAAAAAAUUUAUCCUCGACUUCACCGAGGAAGGCGAUUGGAGGCAUGCCGUUCUAGGAGGCCCACGGCAGUACAAGGGGGAUGCUCUCCUUGUGGAGGGGAUAGCAGCCGGUGCCGAUCCAUCAUCAGCUCUUAUGUGGGUGGAGUUCAGGAAGAUACCGUUCUACCUUCUUACAAAGAAGCUUGCAGCUCAACCACCUGUCCAGUCUGUGUUACACAAGGCGGUGGCAGAAGAGACCCUUGGGGUCGCGCGUGAGUGGGAUGAGCGGUUUGCUGAUUCGACGAGCUCGAGAACCAAAAGGAAAUUCAAGUCUAAACACUGUAGGCCGUCCGACAAUGUGCAUGUGCCGGUGGGCAUCGCUAAUAUGCAGGCUGGAGUUUUAGGCUCUGUUUCAGAGGAAGUCAGGAAAGUUCGUGCUGAGUUUCCUGCAAUGUCUGAGGGUGAAACUGCUCGGUUUGUCGCUGUUUGUCCUGGUAAUAAUCUGGAGCCGGAGCUUCGUGAUAUUGUGCAGCAAAAUGCUGCGAUCCUGAAAACUAAUUUGGGUAUCCUUGGUAAGCGCCGUGAUGUGGAGAUUAACCUGUUGAAUCAAGACCUUAGUGCAAAUUCUUUUGUCGAUGAAGGUGUUAGUAAACGCAAAAUUCGAAAGGAAAGCUGGGAACGCCACAAACCAAGGAUCUUCCGGUAUGAAAUUAUGUGGGAACGUCUGUAG